Messenger RNA from Eremomyces bilateralis CBS 781.70, 975 nucleotides. RefSeq names its product ribonuclease T2. Gene Ontology annotation, molecular function: RNA binding; ribonuclease T2 activity. Gene Ontology annotation, biological process: RNA catabolic process. The record is from RefSeq and is a predicted model, not a curated record. NCBI's taxonomy places the organism in Eukaryota, Fungi, Ascomycota, Dothideomycetes, Eremomycetales, Eremomycetaceae. Gene Ontology annotation, cellular component: extracellular region. The transcript is spliced from 5 exons. Bases 1 to 975 code for a protein of 324 amino acids.
AUGAAGUUCGUAUAUCUUGCAAUCGGAGCCAGCAUCGCUGAGGUCGCAAAUGCCGCUCUGUAUGAGAAUACCACGAGCGCAAACCAUACGUGCUCGAUCCAGACGCCCUACCUUUCAUGUUCAACCAACGCCAACCCUGGGCUUGUCGAUAGUUGCUGUGUCGAGACCUUUGGAGGGUUGGUGAUGGGCACGCAAUUCUGGGACACAUAUACGGGUCUGGAAUCGAAGGGACAGCUGCUUCCUGAACGAUCUUGGACGAUCCAUGGUCUCUGGCCGGACUUCUGCAAUGGUUCAUACACGCAGUACUGCGACCUGAGCCGCCAGUUUGAUCCCGAUCCGUCCCCGAAUACGACGAACAGCUUGCCGAAUGGCACCGUGGUCCCCGCGUACGGUGGCCCCGAUAUCAGCCCCGUCUUCGAAGCGUUUGGAAAACGGGAUCUGCUGGAAUACAUGAACAAAUUCUGGAUUGCCCAAGGCACUCCUAACUGGGAGCUUUGGGCCCACGAAUUCAGCAAGCACGCAACCUGCUUCUCGACGUUCGACGUGGCGUGCUACGGGCCGCAAUACCGCGAGAAUGAGGACAUCAUCGACUUUUUCGAAUCUACCAUCCGCUACUUCAAGAAGCAGCCGACAUGGGAAUGGCUUGCUCGAUGGGAUAUCACACCGUCCAACAGCACGACGUACUCGUUCGCCGAGAUCCGGGAUGCGCUUGCGUCGGAGUAUGGUGCGGUCCCGUACGUCGGAUGCUCAGGGCCGAAAUAUAACGACACGAAAGCCGGUCGUGGGAGUUCUGAUAAUGGAGGUACGGUAUUCAAUGAGGUUUGGUACUUCUCGCAUGUCUUUGGCAAGCCGCAAUAUGGGGAUUACGUCCCUACGGACGUUGGAUCGUUCGCGACGACAUGCGCGAAGACACCUGGGGCAAUCCGGUAUCCUUCACGUACGAAUGGCUCAGAGUGGAGCAGGAAUAAACCGUGA